UCUUUGUUUACCAAACUGAAACAGCUGACAGUUGAAAACAAUUAUUUCGUGAUUUUGUAAAUAUUACUCAAAUUUAAAAAUGGAGGAACAAGAUGUUCAAGAGAAACUUUACGAAGAGGCACACAAGAAAGUUAAAUUGGGGGAGGAACUAAAAAAAGCGUUAAUUGACUUUGAGGACCUUCCCGGAGUCAGUAAAGUGCAGAGAAAAAUUCAACAGGAACUCAAAUUUCUAAAUAAGGUGAUUACUACAAAAUCGGUGAAAGAACACCAUAUAACAAGUAGUAACUUUGUUUACUAUGAUUUUCUGAUUAAAACUCUGCGUUUGCAACAAGGAGUGGUGGACAUCAAUGCCGUUUUUCGCCUAGAAUCCCGAGAUAAUCCUUUGCGAGUUGACAUAGUGGCCAAUAAUGGUCUCAAAUGGGUCAAGGUGAUAGCCAGGAACUCGAAGUCCGUUGAGGAUGCGGCCAAAGGAUGUGUUAGCAUCGGGGCGAGGAGCGUUUUGGAUCAGGCAGAGGACUACUUAGAGGCUAGUGAGCUCAGUUUCUGCAUGUUCCAGAGGCCCAAGAUAGUCUUUUACUUCUCCAACAAAAUCGAGGAUUCUCUGCAUGAAGAACUUCUAGAAAUGGGCGUGCAAACGGCAUCUUUGGAAUCACCAGAUAGUGAUUUGGAUCAAUAUGCCACCACCUCGAAUGAAUUGAAUCUGGAUGUGACCACUCUACUGGCCUAUGUGAGUGCACUGACCAAUGGAUCUGCCAAUUGGGUGUACAAGGAACCACUUCUCACCGAACAAGCCGAAAGGGAAAGAGCCUCGCCACUUAAACCUCUGCUAGAGAAAAUUCUAGAAGGAAAAACCUUAGUUUGCUGCCAAUUAGCCUACGAUGCCUUCCAAAGUAUCCUAGAUAUUGUGGGGGGCGAGGGCGAACGAAAACGAGCCGAGGAGCUGAUGAACAGGGUAACCGUUUUUCCGGAUGUGGAAAAUAUACCCGAGGAGUUCUCCCACAUACGUUUCACUGCCAAUGUGAACGAGCGAAGUCUCAAAAUCUUUAGUUUCGGCAUGGCCAGACAAAUUUUCACCGUGACUUCGAACAAGGCUUUUGUUAGAUCAGCUAAAAUGCAGGGUAUCAAUGUGCCUGUGUUUGUACAUGCUUCUGUUGCUCUUACAGAGGGAAAACAGGCCACAGGAAGACCGCUUUAAAAGACAAUAAAUGUUAACUUUUUAAAUAUUUAUUAUGUGAUUUUUUUUAAAACAUUUUGAAUGGAAAUAAAUUUUAAUCGUCAAA
Molecule: messenger RNA, 1280 nt
Organism: Drosophila elegans
Lineage: Eukaryota; Metazoa; Arthropoda; Insecta; Diptera; Drosophilidae
Product: UPF0415 protein C7orf25 homolog
Exons: 4
Coding region: 80-1195 (371 amino acids)
Source: RefSeq, a predicted model, not a curated record